Molecule: messenger RNA, 1473 nt
Organism: Kogia breviceps (pygmy sperm whale)
Lineage: Eukaryota; Metazoa; Chordata; Mammalia; Artiodactyla; Physeteridae
Gene: SLC35D1
Product: solute carrier family 35 member D1
Cellular component (GO): Golgi apparatus
Molecular function (GO): UDP-N-acetylgalactosamine transmembrane transporter activity; UDP-glucuronate transmembrane transporter activity; antiporter activity
Source: RefSeq, a predicted model, not a curated record
CACAGCGUCCCUGCCCCUGGGCGGGGGUGGGCGUCGACCGCGCGGGGAGCCGAGGCGGCGGCCGCAGCCGGCUCCGUACACCGGCCCCGGUCCCGCGAGUCCCCGCGAGCUGCCGCCUCAGACCCCCGCGCUCCUCGGCCCCGCCGCCCGCCGCUCCCCUCGCAGGCCGCCGCCGCCGCCGCCAUGGCGGAAGUUCAUAGACGUCAGCAGGCCCGGGUUAAAGGAGAAGCCCCCGCGAAAUCCUCCACACACAGACAUGAGGAGGAGCUGGGGAUGGCGUCGGCCGAAACGCUGACCGUGUUCCUGAAACUGCUGGCCGCUGGCUUUUACGGCGUGAGCUCCUUCCUCAUCGUGGUGGUCAACAAGAGCGUGCUCACCAACUACAGAUUCCCCUCCUCACUAUGUGUUGGACUUGGCCAGAUGGUGGCCACAGUGGCAGUACUCUGGGUUGGAAAGGCACUCAGAGUAGUCAAGUUUCCUGACUUUGACAGAAAUGUACCUCGAAAGACGUUUCCACUACCUCUACUAUAUUUUGGGAACCAAAUCACGGGACUGUUCAGCACAAAGAAACUGAACUUGCCAAUGUUUACAGUUCUGAGAAGGUUCUCCAUCCUGUUUACAAUGUUUGCUGAAGGAGUUUUACUCAAGAAGACUUUUUCUUGGGGUAUUAAGAUGACUGUAUUUGCAAUGAUUAUUGGAGCCUUUGUAGCUGCCAGCUCUGACUUGGCAUUCGAUCUGGAAGGAUAUGUUUUUAUUCUGAUAAAUGAUGUCCUGACAGCAGCAAACGGUGCCUACGUAAAACAAAAGUUAGAUUCAAAAGAGCUGGGAAAAUAUGGUCUGCUCUAUUACAAUGCACUGUUCAUGAUUCUGCCCACCCUAGCCAUUGCAUAUUUUACGGGAGAUGCGCAAAAGGCAAUGGAUUUUGAAGGCUGGGCCGACACCCUCUUUCUUCUGCAGUUCACCCUCUCUUGUGUGAUGGGAUUUAUCUUGAUGUAUGCCACAGUACUCUGCACUCAGUAUAAUUCUGCUCUUACAACUACAAUAGUUGGCUGUAUUAAGAAUAUAUUAAUAACUUAUAUCGGAAUGGUCUUUGGUGGAGAUUACAUUUUCACGUGGACAAACUUCAUUGGCUUAAAUAUCAGCAUUGCUGGGAGCCUGGUAUAUUCCUACAUUACUUUCUCUGAAGAGCAGCUGAGCAAACAGUCAGAGGCCAGUAACAAGCUGGACAUUAAGGGGAAAGGAGCAGUAUGACCAGAGGAUUGCAUCAACUACAUAGGCCCAAGUUUUUGAUCAACUCGGAACACUGGCAAUUCUUAUACAGAUUCUGAGGUGUCUUGAUUAUGGAGAAAAUACCAUUCCUUUGCACUUGUACAAUCUGAGGAUUGAUUGCUGCCUUUUAAAAUUUUAUGAGAGAAACUUAUAAUUGACUCUUUAAAAUAUGCCAUUUGAAUUAAUUUAUAUCAGACUGGAAAA